AUGGAGAUGGAGGUGAACACCGACGACAUGGAGUCGUUGUCCGAUGAUUCCGAUUGGUCGUCAUUGGACAAUUCGGACAUUGAGGAGUUGCUUCAAGACGAUGACGUCGAGAUGAUGGGCCUCCUCCUCGACGUGCAAGAGUUAGAAGACCGCGCGAAGCUGAAGGAUCAGAGGAGAGGGUCGAAGAUGAGGCGAGUCACCAUCUACCGGAACCGCGGUCUCGGACACGAGCAAUUGAUGCAAGACUACUUCGCGGAGAUUGUCACCGAUUGUGAGGCCGCCUCAGAUUACUUCAAACGUCGUAGAUCCAUCGCCGGUAUCAUGGGGUUUAGUGGGUACCAAAAGAUAUUGGCUGCAAUGCAGGUGAUCGCCUAUGGCAUACCCGCAGACUAUACCGACGAGUAUCUUCGCAUUGGACAAGAUACAACCAUGGCGUCCGUUUGUAGGUUUGCAAAAUUGGUCAUCCGAUUGUAUGGUGAUGAGUAUCUUCGGGCACCCAACGAGGAAGAUACAAAGAGAUUGAUGGAGAUGAAUGAAAAAAGGGGAUGGCCGGGGAUGCUUGGUAGUCUUGAUUGCAUGCAUUGGACAUGGAAAAAUUGCCCAAAAGCAUGGCAAGGAAUGUAUUGCGGUAAAAGCCGUGAUGCUACCAUUGUGCUUGAGGCCGUGGCAUUAGAGGACACAUGGAUCUGGCAUGCAUUUUUUGGUUUGCCGGGAACACUCAAUGAUAUCAAUGUGCUCAAUAGAUCUCCUUUGUUUGCAAGAUUAGUUUCUAGGGAUGCUCCAACUUGCAACUACAAAAUCAUGGACAAUGAGUACUCAAUGGGAUACUAUCUCACCGAUGGAAUUUAUCCCGAGUGGGCAACUCUUGUGAAGUCCAUCAAGGAGAAAAAUGGGGUGCCCUUAACCAGAAAAUAG
Molecule: messenger RNA, 915 nt
Organism: Aegilops tauschii subsp. strangulata
Lineage: Eukaryota; Viridiplantae; Streptophyta; Magnoliopsida; Poales; Poaceae
Source: RefSeq, a predicted model, not a curated record